This is a messenger RNA of Adelges cooleyi (spruce gall adelgid), 590 nucleotides long. RefSeq lists its product as uncharacterized. The transcript is spliced from 3 exons. Lineage: Eukaryota; Metazoa; Arthropoda; Insecta; Hemiptera; Adelgidae. The record is from RefSeq and is a predicted model, not a curated record. The coding region runs from base 22 to 441 and encodes 139 amino acids.
AUAAAUUGGCCGAUUAACCUAAUGCCGAGAAAAAAACAUCCGUUGUACAAGGAGCUUUUGAUUUACGAUCACCAGCGAAUAGUGGCAUUUAUAUGGGACGAGUACUUACGGUCUUUAUCCGCUGAAGAAUCGACACCGCAAAGCUUAGAAGCAAAAGCAAUGAACGCGCCAAUCCAUAGCUGGGACUUUCAACGACUGUUUGACGACGUAGUCGAUGAGGAUUAUGCCGGGCCGUGGAAAAGUGGUGACGACGACGACGGUGACGACGACGGCGACGCAGCCGACCAAAGCAAAGAGGGAAACAAAGAGAAAAAGGAAAUACGGGAUCAUUUGACUGAUGUGAGCAAACUUAUUGAACAAAUUGAUAAGGCAGCUGCAACAACUCAACUGGCCGCGGUGGCCAACACAGUGGGCGAUGUAGAAAUGGAACACGUUAUUUGAAAAAAAAAUUCAAAACAAUAUGUCAGACCAUUGGACGGAUGUGCAUUGGUGUGUUUGUUUUUUUAUUCGAUUGAUAAAAUAUUUUUUAGAAUAUCUGUUAUACGACUAGCCUGUUAAUUAUCUAAAACCAUUGCAAUAGUUUGUAAAAA